Priapulus caudatus is the source of this 1281-nucleotide messenger RNA. Its product is annotated as nucleolin-like. NCBI's taxonomy places the organism in Eukaryota, Metazoa, Priapulida, Priapulimorpha, Priapulimorphida, Priapulidae. The transcript has 21 exons. The record is from RefSeq and is a predicted model, not a curated record. Bases 1 to 1281 code for a protein of 426 amino acids.
AUGGAUGAAGAUGACGACGACGAACACGAUGCAGAUGAGGAUGAAGAUGACGAAGAGGAAGUAGAUGAGGAUGAAGAUGACGAAGACGAUGGAGAUGAGGAUGAAGAUGACGAAGAAACUCUGGAUAAAGAUGACGACGACGAAGAGGAAGUAGAUGAGAAUGAAGAUGACGACGACGACGCAGAUGAGGAUGUAGAUGACGAAGACGAAGUAGAUGUGGAUGAAGAUGAUGAUGACGACGUAGAUGAGGAUGAAGAUGACGACGACGACGCAGAUGAGGAUGUAGAUGACGAAGAAGACUUGGAUGAAGAUGACGGCGACGAAGAAGACUUGGAUGCAGAUGACGACGACGAAGACGAUGGAGAUGAGGAUGAAGAUGACGAAGAAGACAUGGAUGAAGAUGAAGACGACGAAGACGAUGGAGAUGAGGAUGAAGAUGACGAGGAAGAAAUGGAUGAAGACGAAGACGAUUCGACGAAAUUGACAGUACCUAUUCCAGAGAAUGGUGGAGCGAUUGAAUUAUUUGCCACCCUUACAAAUUACCUAGGAGAGUCAACAACUGUUAAUCAUACAGUCACCAUAGAUGAUGUCCAUAACACCGUGACUGAGAUUGAAGGACCAUCGAACGUCAAUGCUAAGCACAUGUUACGGUUGUGCGUGCGAGUGUCCCAACCAAAAGGUUGUGGUAACACGUCAGCUAAGCUCUUUUACGAUUGGACUCUAUCAACUGUUGACAAUGACCUGUUACUAGAGAAGAACGAGGGAAGAUGCAUUCGUGUUGACGCGGACCUGCUAAAAGAUCAUGAAGACAAGAUAUUAGAAGCUACUGUAAUUGCAAAAGAUACACAGUCCAUUGUAAUUGGGACAGCUACUAAAGAAAUAACUGUUGUCCCAAUGCCAUUAAAUGCCAGGGAAUCAGAUCAGCAAAAUUUUGACUGCAAUGAAAGUAUCAAAGACGUAUCGAACCGCCAGAAGUUGACUAUUACUAAUUUCCCUCCUGGCAACUACCAGUUUAAGCUAGUCGUGACAAAGGGAAGCAGACAAAGUGAGACCGAAGUAGAUGUUGAGGUGAAAGAUCACCCUGUCUUGAAGAUUCGCAUUAAGCCGCAACACGGCAAGAGGAAAGCAAUACCCUCCAAGUCAUUUGUAGUAAAAUCGUGGAUCGAGCAUGAGAAUCCCCUCACAAACGUUACAUGGCGUAUGACAACUGAUAGCGACGGUAAGAUUGGCACACUGUACACUGAAUCUACACAUCGUAAUGCAUAUGAAUUAACAAUCUAA